Haemorhous mexicanus (house finch) is the source of this 3890-nucleotide messenger RNA. RefSeq names its product eukaryotic translation termination factor 1 (gene ETF1). The record is from RefSeq and is a predicted model, not a curated record. Lineage: Eukaryota; Metazoa; Chordata; Aves; Passeriformes; Fringillidae. Gene Ontology annotation, cellular component: cytosol; translation release factor complex. Bases 79 to 1392 code for a protein of 437 amino acids. Gene Ontology annotation, molecular function: translation release factor activity, codon specific; sequence-specific mRNA binding. Gene Ontology annotation, biological process: cytoplasmic translational termination. The transcript has 10 exons.
CCGCGCCGCCGCGCCCGCCGCAGCGCCUGCCGCCGCGGGAGGAGGAGGAGGAGGAGGAGGAGGAGGAGGAGGGAGAAGAUGGCGGACGAUCCCAGCGCUGCCGACCGCAACGUGGAGAUCUGGAAGAUCAAGAAGCUCAUCAAGAGCCUGGAGGCGGCCCGUGGCAAUGGCACCAGCAUGAUCUCGUUGAUCAUUCCCCCCAAAGACCAGAUCUCGCGAGUGGCAAAAAUGUUAGCGGACGAGUUUGGCACUGCCUCCAACAUAAAGUCCAGAGUGAAUCGCCUUUCAGUGCUGGGAGCCAUCACAUCUGUACAGCAAAGACUGAAACUCUAUAACAAAGUACCUCCAAAUGGUCUGGUUGUUUACUGUGGAACAAUUGUGACAGAAGAAGGAAAAGAGAAGAAAGUCAACAUUGACUUUGAACCUUUCAAACCAAUCAAUACGUCGUUGUAUUUGUGUGACAACAAAUUCCACACGGAGGCCCUCACGGCGCUGCUCUCGGAUGACAGCAAGUUUGGCUUCAUUGUGAUAGACGGGAGCGGGGCCCUGUUCGGAACGCUGCAGGGGAACACGCGGGAGGUGCUGCACAAGUUCACUGUGGAUCUUCCAAAGAAGCACGGCAGAGGAGGUCAGUCUGCCCUGCGCUUCGCCCGCCUGCGCAUGGAGAAGAGGCACAACUACGUGCGCAAGGUGGCCGAGACGGCCGUGCAGCUCUUCAUCUCCGGGGACAAGGUCAACGUGGCCGGGCUCGUCCUCGCUGGCUCGGCCGACUUCAAAACUGAGCUCAGUCAGUCUGACAUGUUUGAUCAGCGGUUGCAAUCCAAAGUGCUCAAACUAGUUGAUAUUUCAUAUGGAGGAGAAAAUGGCUUCAAUCAAGCAAUUGAGUUGUCAACUGAGGUCCUCUCUAAUGUGAAAUUCAUCCAAGAGAAAAAGCUAAUAGGACGAUACUUCGAUGAGAUCAGCCAGGACACGGGGAAGUACUGCUUUGGUGUGGAAGAUACACUAAAGGCUCUGGAAAUGGGAGCAGUAGAGAUCCUGAUAGUCUAUGAGAACCUGGAUAUCAUGAGAUACGUCCUGCACUGCCAAGGCACGGAGGAAGAGAAGAUCCUGUAUUUGACACCAGAGCAAGAGAAGGAUAAAUCCCACUUCACAGACAAGGAGACUGGGCAGGAACAUGAACUCAUAGAAAGUAUGCCCCUACUGGAGUGGUUUGCAAACAACUACAAGAAAUUUGGAGCAACAUUGGAAAUUGUUACAGACAAAUCACAAGAAGGAUCCCAAUUUGUGAAAGGAUUUGGAGGAAUUGGAGGUAUCUUGCGGUACCGGGUGGACUUCCAGGGCAUGGAAUACCAAGGAGGAGACGAUGAAUUUUUUGACCUUGAUGACUACUAGGUAGUCGAGCUGGGUCUGGCAACACGUGCCUCGCCCCUCCAGCAUCCAACCCAAGGAGCAAACUCAUGGUGGAAAACUCAACUGAUCCCUGCCUUAGAAUUGGAACAUUUCCAGAACUUGAUCCACGAGCAUUUGGAUUUAAGAAAGCAAAACCCUACACUUUGAUUUGUCAUAGUGUCAGUACAGCAGCAAACUACUAAGUUCCUAUAUGCCACUUUGGACUAAUUUAAAAAGAAUCCCAGUUUUUACUUUUACUCAAUGGUGAAAUUGGUUGCUCUUGUAUUUUAUGGAAAUGAUUUUUUUAACCUUCAUGAUACAUUAACUGCUGUAAACCUCUUCCUUCCAAAAUUAAUAGAAGUAAGAUCCUACUGGUUUGUUUCUUUAUACUUUGAUUGGAGAAAUCAAUUGCUGCAUUUGGCAGCGCCAUGACCCAUUUACAUGGCAUUCUCAGCUUAGCCUGCAGAAGAAGUGGAACGAGGUUGGAGCCAUAAUUCUCUUCAAAAGCUUGAGGAGACACUGACCUGAGUGCUAGUUCAUUACAUGUGGCUUGCAAAUUCUGAUGGUUUGGGGAGGCUCACCAGCCGUGCUUUAAUCUAUUUGCAGAACCACUGCUCUUACAAACUAGGAAAUGCACUUCAUGGAUUGCAAUGAAAAUGCUGCUGGAGUCUUGGGCUUAAUUUGGAUUUGAGCAGUGCAGCCUUCAGGAACUUAUUUUUUUUUUUUCAGUCUUGACAAAAAUAAACAUGAGAUUUCAGUGAAGUAAGGUACACUUGGCUUUUUGUUCCUCAGUAAGUUUUUCUUUUUGCUUUAGGACUGCGUAAGGUUUCCUUGAUUAUGUGAAUUUGAGCCCACAGGUCUUAAAUGGAAGUGGGUGUUUGACAGGAAUACUGAGUCAGUGGAGUGAAGGCUGAAUUAGUGCUGGGAGUGUGGAAUAUUUGAUUUUGAUCCGUGGAGCACUGGCACAGCCCUGGGAGCCCAGCCCUGGGAGCCCAGCUCCCAGCAGUGUGUGUCCUGUGGGGAUGUGCCCUUCAGGAGGUAAAGGAUCACCUCUGGAUGGUCCCAGACUGCCCAGGCUUUGUGUCCUGCCUGUUCCAUGGAGUAUCCAUAGAUCAGGGAGCUCAUCCUUGGAGUGUGCCCAGCCUGCUGGUGACACUCUGGGGGUCAGGGGCCGUGCAGGCCAGGGGAGCAGUGGCUCAAGGGCAGCUCCUGUCCCAGGGGAGCAGUGGCACAGCUCAGGUCCUGUCCCAGGGGAGCAGUGGCACAGCUCAGGUCCUGUCCCAGGGGAGCAGUGGCUCAAGGGCAGGUCCUGUCCCAGGGGAGCAGUGGCACAGCUCAGGUCCUGUCCCAGGGGAGCAGUGGCACAGCUCAGGUCCUGUCCCAGGGGAGCAGUGGCUCAAGGGCAGGUCCUGUCCCAGGGGAGCAGUGGCACAGCUCAUGUCCUGUGCCAGGGGAGCAGUGGCACAGCAGAGCUCAGGUCCUGUCCCAGGGGAGCUGUGGCAGAGCUCAGGCCCUGUCCCAGGGGAGCAGUGGCACAGCUCAGGCCCUGUCCCAGGGGGGCAGUGGCACAGCUCAGGCCCUGUCCCAGGGGAGCAGUGGCACAGCUCAGGCCCUGUCCCAGGGGAGCAGUGGCACAGCUCAGCUCCUGUCCCAGGGGAGCAGUGGCACAGCUCAGCUCCUGUCCCAGGGGAGCAGUGGCACAGCUCAGGUCCUGUCCCAGGGGAGCAGUGGCACAGCUCAGGCCCUGUCCCAGGGGAGCAGUGGCACAGCUCAGGCCCUGCUCCCUCCCUGGGAGCUCUCCCAGCUUUGCUCCCGGUGCUUCCCUCAGGAGCAGCUCCUGUUCCAGCUGCAAACCUUUGCCUCUUGUCCUGGUUCACUUGAACAGAGGGAGCUUCUCUUCAAAUUUCUGCCACACUGUUGUUUGAGGUCCAAAAUUCCUGUCCUUGUGAGCAAUACCAUUUGUCCCCCUGGUCCCUAACCUGGCCGGCGCCUUCGCUGCCGUCCUCACCUCCAAGCUGGAAUCUCCCCCGGGAGAUGGGGCUGGGUCUGCUCAGGGCUGAGCACAGCCCUGGCCCUCACAGCAGUAUGUUCUGGAUUUUGCCAUUGUAAAUGGGUCUAAUGUGACAUGACAAGACCACAAAAAUUGGUUGUAAAUUUACAUUUUUGAAUAUACUGCUUGUUGUUUCACAUGAUACAUUAGGGUAUGCAGCUCCUUUUUGUAGUUUUUAUUUUUACUAUUUAAGUUUGGAAAUGAUGCCAAAUUUUUGUAUUUCUUUAAUCAAUGUGUUCUCUUCAGUGAUAUAUAUUGCAUUAUAUAUUGAUGUGUAUAUCAAUAUAUACUGAUAUGUAUUACACUUACACAUGCAGACACACUCAGUGGGGGUGGGAGAUCCUAGCCUUUGCAUACUAUAUAGCCUCUGCAGAGAGAUCCCAAGCAGUGAUAUCUUGGUGUUGUGAUGUACAGAAAUGGAGAAGAGUAUUAAACCAUAUUUAAGAAUAUA